CAGAAUUAAAAAAAAAAAAAACCACCAUUGAUUAAUGUGUAUCUACUUUGCUAACAUUCAUUAGGAAUUUCUUUGUAUCUUAUAAAAUACAGUUCUAAGUCUUCUACAUUAUAUUUUUCAAAUGGCGAAAGUAGGCAAACCAUUUAAACUAACAGUUGCCGCCCUUGCAGACAUCUUUGUGGCAUUUCUGUUUAUUGUGAUUGGUGUUGGCUCUAAGGGCUGGUUCACCCUCCCAAGUAAGUUUGGUACAGAUACAUGGACAGGACUUUCUGAUACUUCUUCGGAACCAAAAGGUCAAGCUGCCUACGCUUUGUGUGUGAUCUCAACGCUGGCUGCGUCCACAGCGCUGACCGCAAUAGCCAUAGAUCUAAUAACACAGCUGUUGAAGAAAAAGUCCGAAAAACUCGCCAAGAUCAUCACUUUAGUCACGCUUAUAGCGGCCAUUGUUGGGGGAAAUUUUGGCAUCAUUGGCUCGAUCAUUCAUGCAGCAUGGUUAGGAGCGUUCUAUUCUGACUCGACCAUCUCAUAUACCCCAGGUGUUUCUUACUAUCUGACAGUGAUCGGCUCUCUGGCGCUCAUCAUAGGUGGAGGACUAGCUCGUAGAGCCAGGAAUGGAACCAGAAUAGGCGAGAAUAGCCAGGAAAUCGACAAUGAAAAUUAAUAUGCUUCUUUUGUCUAGCUCAAUAUUUUUUUGCAGUGUUGGAGAUUUUGUUAUAUUUAUUUAUAAGCGUUUUUACGACAAUUAUAAAUAAAAC
Biomphalaria glabrata is the source of this 755-nucleotide messenger RNA. RefSeq lists its product as uncharacterized. Bases 122 to 661 code for a protein of 179 amino acids. The transcript has 4 exons. Lineage: Eukaryota; Metazoa; Mollusca; Gastropoda; Planorbidae. The record is from RefSeq and is a predicted model, not a curated record.